Molecule: messenger RNA, 2600 nt
Organism: Siniperca chuatsi (mandarin fish)
Lineage: Eukaryota; Metazoa; Chordata; Actinopteri; Centrarchiformes; Sinipercidae
Gene: podxl2
Product: podocalyxin-like 2
Exons: 13
Coding region: 286-2505 (739 amino acids)
Source: RefSeq, a predicted model, not a curated record
GCCACCGGGGGGAACAACAAGCAGCUGCCGGGCGGUUAUUUCCAGCGUCGGUGGUGCAGCAGAGCAGAUCCUGGUCUCACCGCAGCUCUGUCGGCACACACAGCCUGUCUGCCUGCCUGCCUAUCUGUCUGUCCGUACGGACACCGCAGACAGUUAGUCAGUGAGCCCGCACGCAGGCAGGACAGCCGGCCAUGAGCACGGCGUUCCCCUGUCGGCCUCCACUCACAUCCAGAGAGCAUCUGCAGCCGAAAUCUGUGUGAUCUGUCCGUUCAGAGCGGAGGAGGGAUGUUGAGCACUGCAGCAGACAUGCCGGGCCCGCUCCUCAUCACACUGAUUGCUCUUCUGGCCGGCUGCGAUGCCUUCAGAUUGGGUUCGUCCCAGCGCGCCAUACCCCUCAGUUCUCCGGUGACCCGUCUAUUCCAGGAUGAAGGCCCAGCCCAGCCACACUUCAUCCAGGACUUAGUCAGAACCAAACGCCACUCAGUCCAUGAGUUAGUGCGAGCCCAGCCUCAUUUGGUUCAUGACAUGGGCUGGCCAGAGAUACAUGAAACAUCCCGUUCCCAGGCCAAGAUGGACUCCGCUAACUCCUCUCAGUUAAACCCACCAUCAUCUGCCAGUCAGGAUAUAACCAGGACCCGUCCUGCUGUGGAUGAAAACCUAGAUGUGGAAGAUGAGAUGGAGCGUAUGGUUCAUCUGGCGGUUCCCCAGGAUGAAGAAAGCUACAGGGGACACCAAGACUCCACUGACCCAGAGAAGGAGCUCCUUGGUGGGCCAGGAGCUGGCGACGCCUCCCUGGAGGCCUCCGGCUUCUAUGGAACGGACAUGGAGGACAGAGACAGAGGAGAGGAGGGAGGAGAGGACCGAGAGAGGAGAGGGGGAGAGGACGAGUGGGAGAGAGACACAGGGGAGGACAGAGAGAGGAGAGGGGAAGACGCCAGAGAAGAUGAAGAAGAGAGGGGAGGAGGAACAGACGAUCAAGAUGUCCAUGUAUUGGAUGCCUUAGAAGCCAACCACACAACCCCAGAUCUGGAUGCUCUGAUUGGCUACAGUCCAUCUUUCCACCCCUCCAGCCCCAAGCAGCCCAGCAUCUCCCCGCCAGCCGAGGUGCCUGAUUCUGGGCUACAGGAGCAUCGUGCAUCCCCGGUCCUGGAGGUGGGUCCUUUAGAAAGAGAGCUGUGGGAAGCAGAGGGGGAGGAAGAUGGUAAUUCCAGUGGCUAUGGAGUCCUUCAGUCCUCCUUCACUACAACUAGUACUACAUCUACUGCUACUUCGACUGCUGCUGCUGCUGCUGGUGGAGACGCUGUAGGAACUGCCACCCCUGAGACUGACACAGGCACAGACUUUGGGCUGCUUGGAAGUUAUACAAAAGAUGAGACAGAGGAUGAAGACACAGAGAGGGGGGAGGAAGAGGAAGAAACAGAUCUGGCACACAAAAGCGGAUUUACCCAGAAUCCCACUGUACCAGAGGUUGGCAUAGCUCCCAGCAGAGAGCCCUUGCAGCCCAGUGUGGAGGAAGAGGAGGAGCUGGAACAGGGAGAACAUGAGUUCAGAGGGGUGAGACCGAAAGACAGAAGUGAAGAGGUGGGGGAGGAGAAAUGGAGAAAGAUGGAAGAAGAGGAAACAAGAAUCCGACACAUUGUCCCGCUCACCACAGAUCCCUCCCCCACCAUCGGCUUCACCGACUCGUCCUGGGAUUGGCUGGAAAAGACCACGCCCCCGCUGGCCCAGAGGUCGGAGGUCAGGAGAGGUGGAGUCACAGAGGUCUUAUUACCGGACAGUGAUUUCGAUGAGAUGGAGGAGGCACGGCAGGUGGUGUGUUUAAACUGGAGCGAGCUGGUUGGACGAGGCUAUGUCAUCCUCAACAUGACGCAAAACUUGAACUGUGAGGAAUUUCGUGUAGACCAGGGCGUACGGUUGUUGAAGAUCAUGGAGCGAGUGUUUGCUCGAAGAAUGAACAGCCCCGAGGGAUCAUGGAUACUUUCCCUCAGCAAGCCUACACACCAGCAACACCAGCUGCUGAUGAACGUGGCAUCUGAGAAUGGAGUGAUAGCUACCAAGGACGUGCUGGGCAUGCUGGGAGAGAUCAGGAAAAGUUUGAAUGAGGUGGGCAUCCAGAACUACAGUGCGGUCAGUAGCUGCCAGUCUCGGCCCAGUCAAACACGCAGCGACUACGGCAAACUGUUUGUGGUUCUUGUGAUCAUCGGCUCCGUCUGCAUGGUCAUCAUCACAUCUGGAUUCAUAUACAUCUGCUGGCAAAGACGACUGCCUGCAACUAAGACUACGUUCCGUGCUGAGGAACUUCACUUUGUGGAGAACGGUUGCCACGACAACCCCACGCUGGAUGUGGCCAAUGACAGCCAGCCCGAGAUGCAGGAGAAGAAGCCGAGUACCAAUGGGCUCGCAGGCGGAGGAGAAGGAGGCGGGGAGGACAGAAAUCGCUGGCAGGUGUUUGUCAAUCAAGCAGCGACUGAGGAGGAAGAAGAGGAGCAGGACACACAUCUCUGAUGGACGAAGAGGAAGAGGAGACAGGUUAUGAAGGAUGGGCAUCUUUGAUAGACAGAUCAUAAGUGGAGCCUAGAGGGAAGAAAAGGAAGACAGUA